AUGGGGAUCCCGACCUCACAACUGGAUAGACCGGACUCGUGGGGAUGGUUUAUACGAAGACAGGGCGAUACACAGUUAAAUCAGGGUAUACGAUUGCCCAAGAAACUAUGGAUGCUGACACAUGAUACAGUUUGGUCCAGACGUACGUCGUCUUCAGGCACAAGGCAUGGAAAAUUCCUUGCACCCAAAAACUUCAACAUUUCUAUGGCAAAUCUUAACGGGGUGUAUAUCGGUGGGAGCACGUUAAGGAGUCGUGGUAUACAGACAGAUCCACAAUGUAUGCGCUGUGGUAUGGCGGCGGAAACGAUUAACCAUAUGGUUUUUGAAUGUCCUCCGGCCUUACAGGUUUGGGCCUUAUCCCCAAUCCCAACAGCUAUCAACCGGUUUCCAACAGAAGGUCUCUUCACGAAUAUGGCACACCUAUUCUGGAAUUUACCGGACGAUGAUAGGAUGAGGAUGUAUCCUUGGUUAAUUUGGUUCAUAUGGAAAGCCCGUAACGAUAAGGUUUUCUCUAACGAGGAUUGGGAUCCAUAUGAGAUCAUCAAUCAUGCGGCAGCGGAGGCAUCGGCAUGGGCACUAGCUCAGACACGCCAAGGCGUGGUAGGACUGCCUUUGACAGAUACGGUGAACUCAGGUUUUAGGGGUGAUCGAUGUCAGGUAGAUGGAGCCUGGAAAGAAACGGACCCUCGAGCGGGACUAGGAACAUGUAAUCUGUGGAGGGGAGUUUCUUCUCUACAAACAGAGGUGGAGGCCCUGUUAUGGGCAAUGCAAUGUAUGUUACGUCACAACAAGCUUGUAAUGGUGUUUGAAACAGAUUGCUCUGAUGUGGUACAUAUGGUGUCUAAACCAGAGGAGUGGCCAGUUUUUGCGGUACUAUUGGAAGAAAUAGACAUUUGCAGAAGACGCUUUACUUCGUUCUCCAUCACGCAUAUCUCACGAACCAACAACACGAAGGCAGACAAGUUAGCACGGAGUGCUCGAGCUCUACCUACUAAUGUGUAUUAUGUAAACUCUGUUCUACUAACUUGGAUUUCUGAGUUGUAG
Molecule: messenger RNA, 1044 nt
Organism: Microthlaspi erraticum
Lineage: Eukaryota; Viridiplantae; Streptophyta; Magnoliopsida; Brassicales; Brassicaceae
Source: the annotation of a GenBank genome assembly